Molecule: messenger RNA, 1119 nt
Organism: Rhododendron vialii
Lineage: Eukaryota; Viridiplantae; Streptophyta; Magnoliopsida; Ericales; Ericaceae
Exons: 4
Coding region: 1-1119 (372 amino acids)
Source: RefSeq, a predicted model, not a curated record
AUGAAUGCAGAAGAAGCUAUUUACACAAGACGUUCACAUGACGGUUUUGAUCCUCAAGCAGGACCAUCACAGGUUGGCGAAUUCCCUCCAGCAGAUAAAAGGAGGAGAGAAGUUGCCCGCAAGACAGGAGGCGAACCAAAGAACAAGAAGGUGGACUCAAGAUCUUCCCCGAAGCGGGGAGGAGCUGGAGGUCCGCCACAAGGCAGGUAUAAACAGUUCACUCCGCUCAUAGCUACAGCAGAGCAAAUCCUUAGUAACCUGCAAGACGACCCAGACCUCAAGUGGCUUGGGAAGCUGAGAACCGAUCCCAAUAGGAGAGCUAAGGACAAGUACUGCAGAUUCCACAAGGACCAUGGUCACAACACAGAUGAUUGUAUUGACCUAAAGCAGCAGAUCGAGGAUCUGAUCCAAAGAGGGAGACUUCAACGUUUUAUGAUGAAGAAGUAUCAGAAACAAUACAUGAGGGAAGAUACAAGCAAGGACGGCACACCCGUUUAUCCUGCAGGGCAAAUAGCUCUGCCAGUUACCAUGGGCCAAGAAAGAAGUCAGAUUACACGUUAUAACCAAAUCCGAAUGCAUGAAGGAGAAAAAGAGAAGACCUCGUUCAUUAUCAACAGGGGAUUAUAUUGCUACAGAGUAAUGCCCUUCGGUCUUAAGAACGCAGGGGCAACAUAUCAAAGGCUGGUUAACAAGAUGUUCAAACAACAGAUUGGGUGCAAUGUAGAAGUAUAUGUGGAUGAUAUGCUGGUCAAAAGAAAAUUCUUAGGCUUCAUGGUAUCCCAAAGAGGUAUCGAAGCAAAUCCUGAGAAGAUCCAAGCCAUACUCACCAUGCGUUCACCCCAGAACAUCAAAGAGGUCCAAAAGCUAACAGGACGAGUUGCAGCACUAAACAGGUUCAUCUCUCAAGCAACUGAUAAAUGCCAAGCAUUCUUCAAAGUUUUGAAAAAAGCUUUUGAAUGGACAACCAAGGAGGAAGAAGCCUUCCUCCAGCUAAAGACUUAUAUGGCGUCCGUGCCACUGCUUAGCAGAACCCAAGAAGGGGAUGAUCUAUUUCUCUACCUUGCUGUCUCCCCACAUGCUGUUAGUGCAGUUUUGAUCAGGGAAGAGCAAGGGACAUAG